Molecule: messenger RNA, 551 nt
Organism: Talaromyces proteolyticus
Lineage: Eukaryota; Fungi; Ascomycota; Eurotiomycetes; Eurotiales; Trichocomaceae
Exons: 2
Coding region: 46-549 (167 amino acids)
Source: RefSeq, a predicted model, not a curated record
UUUAGAAGAAACAAUCUACAGAACUGGGACUAUUUCUUUGCACCUAUGGCAUUUCAUUUCCAGGACCGUCGACGCAGCUACCUGGAGCCUAUCGAGCCACUGCUCUACGCUGUUUGGGCACUGCGUGUCUGCCUCAUCAAUGCCCUCCGUUCUGGUGACUACGGCAUUCUCGUCCAGUACAAGCGGCUGCGGGACCUUGCCUUUGUUUUGUGGUUCCAAACGCUUAAUGAGCAUUUUCUUCGAUUUGAGUCCAGAACAACCAUUCCCGAUCUUGUUGCUGCCGCCCAUGGCACUGUUCUCGACCUCGGUCCGGGUUUAGGUAAUCAGCUCACUCGGUUUGAUCAACAUCGCGUUGAAUAUAUAUUCGGCAUUGAACCAAACGCCGCGUUCCGCCCAGCGCUGCAGACGCAAAUUGCCAAGUCGAACUGGACGGACCGGUAUACGCUGAUCACAGCUGGGGAAGGUUUUGGUAGCAUCCAAGGCGAUGAGAAGCCGUGGAGUAUGCUACCACGGGUCUGGGGUGAAUUAGUUAAGCCUGCUAGAUCAUAGUU